This is a messenger RNA of Drosophila mojavensis, 2618 nucleotides long. RefSeq names its product activity-regulated cytoskeleton associated protein 1. Bases 123 to 878 code for a protein of 251 amino acids. NCBI's taxonomy places the organism in Eukaryota, Metazoa, Arthropoda, Insecta, Diptera, Drosophilidae. The transcript has a single exon. The record is from RefSeq and is a predicted model, not a curated record.
GAACUUCAGUCAACUACGACCAGCACAAGGAGCAGCAACAUUCGCCGAGACUUAUUGGCUUUGUUCUCUGUCGCAAUUUGCUUUUUCAUCAACAACAACAAAGUGUGUGAUAAUCGUUAGCAAUGGCGACAACUAUCCAGAUGACCAAUGAGCAACUUCACGCGCUCAUCGAGGCUGUUCGCUCGUCGGCGGUUAACGCAGCCGGCAAUGCCGCUGCUGCUACUAGCGAAGCCUCAAAGACAAAAGGAAGUUUCAGCGCCUGUACACACAAAUUCGGCGGUACUCGCAGCCACGACGAGGUCGAGGAGUUCAUCACAAAUAUUGUCACCUACAAGGAACUGGAGGACAUCAGCGAUGAGAAUGCCUUGAAGGGCAUAUCCCUGCUUUUCAAUGGCAUUGCAUCCACCUGGUGGCAGGGCGUACGCAAGGAGGCAAAGUGCUGGAACGAUGCCAUCAGCCUUAUUCGCGAGCACUUUUCGCCCACUAAGCCGGCUUACCAGGUCUACAUGGAGUUCUUCGAGAAGAAGCAGCCCGACUCCGUUGCCAUCGACACCUUCGUGAUCGAGAAACGUGCGCUGCUCGCCCAACUGCCGGUGGGACGGCACAACGAAGAAACCGAACUGGACUUUCUCUACGGCCUGCUCAACAUCAAGUACCGCCAGCACAUUCCUCGCCAAAAUAUCUCAACAUUCCGCGAUCUGCUCGAGCAGGGCCGCAUCAUUGAACACAACGACCUGGAGCAGGUUGAGGCGCAACCAAAAGGACCGCUACGCGGUGCUAAUCGCGUUGAACGCUGUACCUACUGCAAUUUCCGCGGUCACACGUUCGAGGUCUGUCGCAAGCGGCAGACGCGGGAUCAGACGAAUGCGGCGAACUAAACAUCAAACAUACGCACACGCACACGCAAUAAACGGGACAUGACAUCAUCGACAUCUACAACAACACCAACAUGCGCAGGGCGCAUAUUUGGAUGCCUACGUCAAUGUUCUCUCACCAUCUCUCUCACAUUAAAACUCACUUUGUCAGCUGGCCUCACAUGGACACGAGGAGAGUGGAAAAUGACAACAUUGAAGAACAACAGUUGCACACUCAGAAAGCUCUAGCAGCUUUUUGCCUAUGUCAGUUUUUGACUCUCAUUCAGCAUCAAGUGGCGUGCGGGCCGGCAAAGCAGAGCCAAAAUAACGGCAUUUCGAUGUCGCAUACACUUCACGCCGAAACUUCGGCUCAAUUUGGCUGUGAACGCCAGCGUAAAUGAUUUUUCGUGAUUACUAAUCACAACUGGAACUCUACUACAAGCGGUGAACUUGUUCACCAACCCUCGAGCGUCAGGAUUUGGAGAAAUGCGGCGCACGCAUUUCGCCCCUAGGCUAAGUUGUUGAGCGGCGUGUGGCGCAGCCAAGCAGCGACGCUUGCUCGUGCAUUGUUUAUCUCUGCACAGUUCCGAAGAACUGUGCAGUCGGUGAGCUUUGUGCGGGGCCAGCGUCGUUGCCUGUGCUACGUUUGCGUCGGCUCAGCAACUCGGGCUGUGAUGGGUGUUGCGUGUGCUUUGCUUUUCCCCUUUUCUUGUCGCUCAAAACCCGCUGCCUUGACCUAGUGUUUGCGCAACGUAGCUGUGGUGCCGUACGCUGCAUUCAAGCAGAGGGCGUGAAGCUUUGCUGGCUUCGGCCAGUGGAUCUAUGCGCUGCUCACUUGUCGCUUAGUUCGAAACUACAGCUGCUUUCGCGUCGAUGCUUAGUCAAUGCAGCAAAAAAAAAAACACGUCCAUGGGAAGACAACGCAGUGGCUUUUGUGUGUCGCAAGCUACGAGGAGCAACUCCACGCCGCUGCUCAGCUCUGGCAGCGCGCUGCGGUUUACUUAGGGUGCGUUGCUGUAGUUCGCUUCGGUGCGCUGCAGCAGCUCGCUUUGGUGAACUGUAGCGCUGCUGCUAACUGGGUUCGGCUUGAAGUUGUGGCCUUUGCUGGUUGCUUCUGCGCGACAGCCGCUGCUGAGGCUUGGUCAUGGGCAAACUUUCAUUUUCUUUUACAGAAAAUCGAAAAAAACAACCAAACUUUUUAAACCGACAUUUUUAAUGUCAAACUAUGUAUUACAUCGCACUACAAUGGCUAUGCUCUCGCCAUUCGUGCGGUUGGCACGCUAAAUUAUCAGGUACCGGUGGCAGUUCCUUCUUUGGAGCUGCACUUGCCUGGUAAGCGUUAGGCACGCCAGCUCUCACACACAUACACAAAACCGGGGCUUCCGAUUCGUCGCUCCUUGCCGCUCCAGAUUGUGGCGACUGUCGAGGAGCUCCACAAUGUUGCAGUGCAGUCUCUUGUGCAGACUCCAUAGGCGCGUAGUGCCAUUCCUAACAACGUCUGUGUCUCACACACCAUGGUAGCCGUUGCUCUGCCGCGUGCGCCAUCUUUUUUGGAGCACAUUGGCCAAUCAUAUCGUAGCAGACGCGGCGGUCUGCGUUUCCCGAUGAAGUGUGCGCGAUGUCCAACACUCUUCGGCAUUCGCAUACUCCUCAAGCUGGGGGCCUAUCGACGACCACAAGAGGCUGCAAUCAACACAAAAUCAUCAACAACCCAGAAACUGAGAUCAUCUCAAACAAAUACAAAAAAAAACUACUCAAACCAAA